AGGGGAUUCGACCGUGGGGACCUGCAGAAUCUUAACUUUUUGAGCAAUUUUCUAAUAGGGACACAACCUUUUGGCAAUUAGAAGAUAUAAGAGAAGGUAAGUAUGAACAGACAGAAAAAGCAGUAAAUUCUUUCAAAAAAGAGAGCUCCAUAACAUCCCAAGCUCUCCAUUGAACCACUCAUAACCCAGUGAAGAAGAAGAAGAAGAAACCAUGGCGAUAGGAAAAGACAGAACAGGAAUUUGAAAAAUGGGAUUUGCAAGUAAGAUACACAGCAGUACACGAUUAUAUGCUUGUCGGUUGUUUAACAAAAAAUGGAAGUCUAAAUACUAAUUUAACACAUUUAAUACCAAACAGCUGAUAGAACACAAGAGAGAGAAGGAAAAAACAGGACACCCAGAAGAGGAUAAUGAGAAAAGACGAUUGUUUUUAUCGUCUUGUUUUGGUGAUAGAGAGAAAAAGGCAGCCAUGAUGGGUCAAAAAAGGAGAUAGAAAGAAACUGAUGAAGAUUAGUCAAUGGGGUCAUUAGGAAAAAGUAAAAUCCAAACUUAAUCAAAGCUGUUAAUGGAAAUGAGGGUGGGUUUGUUCCAAAAUAGGCUUCAAUUUUAAUGGAAAUGACAGCCCCACCAUUGUACAUUUUCAGGGGGACCUACUGUUGUCGCACAUCCAAACGUUUGUCGCUUUAGAUAUCAUCCAUUCUUCUUGAUUUCCCCAUUGUUCUUGCCAACUGGCAUCUCUGAUGUGUCCACAAACAGAUAAAGGAAGCAAAAACCAAAAGAUAAAACGAGGGAUAAACUAAGUCCAGGACUUUAGUGUGAUUGUUUUGGUCCCUUUUUCCCCUCUUCAAUAGAAAUGCCACAACGCAGAGAAAGAGAAGAUGGAAAUUUUUGUUAUAUAAACAAUCCAAUUUCCAUCGCCUCUUCUGCUACCUGAUACCAAAAAUUCCCUCAAAGCCUAACCACUGAAUUGCCACCAUGAAUGAUUGGUCUGCUACACAUUAUUGCAGUGGAGGUGAAUCAGGUUGGACUAUGUACUUAGACCAAUCCUAUACUUCAGACCAUCGUUUCGGCGGCGGGGUUGAUGGGGUAAAGGAAGCAAAAGCAAGAGCAGAGGAGGCGGAUGAAGAAGAUCUAUCAAUGGUGUCUGAUGCUUCCUCAGGUCCACCACAUUACCUUGAGGACAACGAAGAAUUGUUUUACAAUAAUGGGUAUUCUUCCUAUGCCUAUUCAGCUUCAGAUUCAACAAUAAAUUGCAGCAAGGAGGAGAAAAAGAAGAGCAAGAAAAGCAAACAAAAUGGCAGAAAUCAGCAACCUUCUUACCUUGAUGACACUGCUAGCUCCCCUGUAUAUGGCUACGGCAAAGCAAGCAAAAUCAAGGCAGCAACAAGCAACAAAGCUUCGGAGGAGAAUCCAGUUGAUUUUUCUCAGGGAUUCUCAGCAACCCACUUUAAGAGAAAAUCUGCACUGAGGAAACAAAAAUCAGCGCCAGAAGAAUAAGGGUAUUAGCGAUUCCGCCGCAGCUUCCGAUGCCCUUUUUGGGCCGUCAAGUAAAUGACAACGACAUGUUAUAGAAAUCAGAGGGAUAUUGUUCCUUUUAUUAUUAUUAUUAUUAUUAUUCUCAAUUUAAUUUCCCCCCAAUGUUUUAGGCUGUGUUGGCUUCUCUUUUCCACGUUCUUGUCAAGGCAAUGGGAAA
Cucurbita moschata (crookneck pumpkin) is the source of this 1690-nucleotide messenger RNA. RefSeq lists its product as uncharacterized. The record is from RefSeq and is a predicted model, not a curated record. Gene Ontology annotation, biological process: cytokinin biosynthetic process. Lineage: Eukaryota; Viridiplantae; Streptophyta; Magnoliopsida; Cucurbitales; Cucurbitaceae. The transcript is spliced from 3 exons. Bases 973 to 1494 code for a protein of 173 amino acids.